Drosophila novamexicana is the source of this 3170-nucleotide messenger RNA. RefSeq names its product nucleic acid dioxygenase ALKBH1 (gene AlkB). The transcript has 3 exons. Lineage: Eukaryota; Metazoa; Arthropoda; Insecta; Diptera; Drosophilidae. Gene Ontology annotation, molecular function: broad specificity oxidative DNA demethylase activity; oxidative RNA demethylase activity; ferrous iron binding. The record is from RefSeq and is a predicted model, not a curated record. Gene Ontology annotation, cellular component: cytoplasm; nucleus. The coding region runs from base 1583 to 2281 and encodes 232 amino acids. Gene Ontology annotation, biological process: oxidative RNA demethylation.
ACCUUCAAGAUGUAAUUGACUUCGACAUUUAUGAAGCAAACAAUUCCUCUUACAGUUGGUGUAAUUCCCAUCCCUGGCCCGCAGUCCGCACAAUCGAUAACAACGAAGCUACACGUCUGUAGCAUAACAGACUUACACAACACUAUGCAAAACGAACCACAAAUCGAAAACGUCAAGCAAUCGGAACUUCUAACAGAUGAACAACGUAAGCAGCUGUGACGAUAAGUAAAUAUCGGGCCCCGGUUCCGGACCCAGCGUACCCGCCCAACCAUGAGACGAUCACCUAUUCGUCGCCCACUUUUGGCCAUUAGAUGGUCACCCUGUGCCGGCUGUUAUGCCAACUCUCCCCAUCAAAGAAAAUUUAGCCGGACAUUUCUCUCUUCAGAUACGGUUUAUAAUUGGUUGCAUUUCUUAUCGUUAUUUACAUUUAAUCUUAUUUCUUAUUUCCCUGCUGGUUAUCUUCAAGCUGCUAUUGAUAAUUUCGAACCCGCGAACAUUUCCGGCAUUUUAAACCAGGUGCAUACGAUAAAUUGGUUUAUUCUUAUAUUUAGAGCAAUGGAUAUUAGCACCUGGGUCCGGAACCGGGGCCCGAUCUGGAAGAGUAAAGUGGAUUAAUAGUGUUUUUGUUAGUUUAUAUCAACAUCCAUCUUUGUUGCUUACAUUUACUUAUCGUCACAGCUGUUUACGUUGUUCAUCUGUUAGAAGUUCCGAUUGUUUGACGUUAUCGAUUUGUGGUUCGUUUUGCAUAGUGUUGUGUAAGUCUGUUUUGCUACAGACGUGUAGCUUCGUUGUUAUCAAUUGUGCGGACUACGGGCUAGGGAUGGGACUACACCCAGAGAAACCGAUGAGCCAGCCGGCGCGGCCCACCGAGAAACAAGCAGUUCCGUAACAAUAUGGCGCCCAAAAUUUGAAAAGGUACGCGGCUUCUUUGAAGUCGGUGCGUACAUUAAAAAUAAAAAUAAUAAGAUACUUAUGAAGGUACAGGGAAAAGGACUCCCUUGGUCUUAGGAUCCCCAUCGCUAAAGUCUUAUAUGGCACGAGUUGGUGGUCCAUAAUCGCGCAGCGGGUCGUGGAAUCCCAGAAGCACGACAGAGGUAGAGAUUAUCAGAAUAUCCAUGAGCAUGAGAUGUUUUUCUUGUAGUGGUUGAUGGCGAUAAGUCACGUUCGCAUGUUUGCGAAACGUUCGUGACCGUUCAUCAUGCUCCUGGUGGUAGCCGCAAUGACAAAGGCAUCUCGUGAUAAAAGUGUGAUAUAAGGGUAGGGUCUGUUAGAGUUUGCUUAUUGUGUACUAUUUGUUUUGUCUCACUCUGGGUAUACGUUUGGAGUAUGCUGGCCGUGGUUAUAUGAGCUUCGGAGCCAGGUGACCCAGGACGAUGUAGAAUCGAGCCUGCACCGCAACUGUCACACAGCAUGUCCUGGAGGUGUCCAGAAGUGCGACAUAAACAUAAUGGCCUUCAAGGUAGCGUUCCUUGAAUUCAGUUCUUCAGUUAAACUGACGAACUGAGCAUUUGACGAACGCUUAAAUGCUGUCCACUGUCCAGUGCGUAGAUAGGUUAGCCUUUGCGAAUCCAUCCGUGAGGAGAUGCGAACAGGAUUCAUGCAGAUGAUGAAGGGCAUCAUGGAUGUUCUGAGGCCACCAGGGAGCCACGCCGAAGAGGAUAACGCUGCACCGAAGCAUUCGCGACCUGUCGUGCCGGGACCGCGAACAGGCGCCAUUCCGGAAGAACGAGAAGGGGUACAGCGCGAUCCAUUUCCACCACCGGUGCCACCGAAGCCACACAGACAGGGCGCGCGAGGAGCGGAGUACUCAUCCAGCAGCCCAGUAUAUGUUGCCGAGGCUCAUGCGAGGAACUGGCGGAAUCCGAAUAAUCGCCAUUUCCGAGUGGAUGACCGGAGAGCGGAUGACUUUCAGCCAGAGGAAGCGUAUGCCAACGUGCGAGAAGCAGCGUACCUGAAGCUCGAGCCGUGGAACGUCAAGUUCGAUGGCGAGGACGCCAUGAAUUCUGUGGAGCACUUCGUGUUUCGGCUGGAGUUCCUGCAGAGGCAACAUCAAUGCCCUUGGAAGGAGGUCCUGCGCGGUUUUCACCUUCUCCUGACCGGCCAUGCCCGCGAGUGGUAUUGGAUGCACGUGCGGCAUUCUAGGGUCGAUAGCUGGAUGCAACUGCGGCGCGCUCUUUUAGACCGGCUCCGGGGAUAUCAGACGGAGCACGACGUGAUGAAGGAGCUACUACAGCGAGAGCAACAGACCAGCGAAGGGGUGGACGACUAUAUUCGACGCUGAGAGACCGCGAACUGGUAAAUAUUAUAAAGCGUUGCUUGAAGGAGGGUCUGGCAAAAUACAUCUAUGCAAUGGAUGUACUAACCGUGGACGAGUUGCGCCAAGAAUGCAUAGAAGGGGAAAGGCACAUUGGUCGCAAAAGCCGGACCGUGUACGUGCAGCCGUCGCGUUACUCACAAGGAUCGAGGUCCACCGUUCACGAAGUUGAAGUACCACCACAUCGGGCGGAAACAUCGCCUAGAGAACUGGAGGAGGCAUUCGUACGAGGCAGGGCAUCAUCUCGGCUAGUUUGCUGGAACUGUAGACAGUUCGAUCAUGCCUUUAGGGACUGCCUCUCUAACGAUCGGAAGAUUUUCUGCUACAGAUGCGGAAAGCCGGACACAUUCUGUGCACAAUGCGAAAAUUGAACGGGAAACACAAGAAGGAGCGCGCUGAUGGCGGGACAGACGCGUUCAGGGACGGCGACCGCGGAAAAACAAGAGAGGAACACCUACCAAAACCAAUAACAGUUGUAGAGGAGAAGAAUAUAGACCAUAAGGAACAGUAUAAGGUUAUAUAUAAGGAUAAAAAUGAAGGAAAACCAUUAAAAUGCUUACCAUAUGAAGAACGUGUCCGGACAUACAUGUCGGCUCGGAAUAGAAUUUUUGGUGAGCGACAGCUGGAGGGGAUGAUAUUUGCCACUAGAAGAGUGCUCACGGCUCGGGCGCGCUUCCUCAGGCGCAAGAGGACGAGGCGCCAGGUCAUCGAAGCUGUGAAACGGAAGAAUAGCCAAGAACCGUGCGAAUUCGCUGAAGUGGAGGUCGCGUGGAUCAAAAUGAAAGGGUUGUUAGACACCGGAGCCUGGAUUAGCCUGCUGGGAAAAGAAUUAGUAGAAGUCGAGAAUUAGUAGAAG